GUUGAGCGCUCGACGAGAGCGCACGUCCGUCGCGCGUGUAACAUGUGCUUCGAAACGAAUGCGAUGUCCCAAAACUGAUUUAAGUUCGACAGCAACUUAAUCCCAGUGUUGUGUGUAGUGAUGUCUGCCGAACAAGCCAGUGAGUGCGCAGUGAGCAUGGUUCAGUCGGUGCAGUGCUGAGUGCUGUGACUCACUCGAGGCGGCGCUGUUGAUGCUGUUACACAAAUUGGAUUUCCUCAUGAUAUACUGUAACAGAUAAAUAGCCAUGGAGAGCCGGGUGGGCCUGGACUACAUAGUGGAGCACGCGGAGUAUGCCGGCAAGCUCGCCGCCGCGCUCACCUCGCCCGCCGCGCCGGUCAAGAAGCAGGUCUUCGAGUUGCUGUCAGCAUUAUGUGUUUACAAUGCGGACGGAUAUGCUCGGGCUGUGGACACCCUCGAUCGGUACAAGACCAUAAAAGGCGAGCGCUACCGCCUGAACGUGGUGGUGGAGGAGCUGAAGAAUGCGGCCACGGUGGACUACAAGACCGCGCUCGUGGCCUUCAUCAACUGCAUCAUCAUCUCAGCUCCAAGGCUGCCUGACAGGAUCAGGGUCAGGAAUGAGUUCAUUGGUCUUGGACUUCUCCCAACACUCAACAACUUAAGACAUGAAGCCGUCAGCCACCCAGACCUGGGCGUGCAGCUCGACGUGUUCGAGGAGCAGCGGGAGAGCGACGAGGCCCAGGGUCCUGGAGGAAUCAACCUGAACUCCCACUUAGAUGUGUUCUACGCCAUACUUAAACAGGUCGCCGAUACGCCGCAAGAGAUCCCAUUCCUGAGCAUCCUCCAGCACCUCCUACGAAUCGACCCUAAGGAGCCUGUCAGCGACAUAGUAUGGGACACUGCUGAGACGCUGGUCCAUCGUGCUACCCUUCUGGAGAGCAGGGAAGAUGCUGCCAAGCUGCUCAGGGCUCCUAGUGUCCAGGCCAAGAUGGGCUGCACGUGCCAGCACCGGGACAUCUCGAGCGCCGGCCGCAAGCAGAGCCUGCAGCGAGCGCUGUCGCCGCCGCCGCCGCCGCCGGUGCCCGCGCCGCCCAUGAUCCCGCCGCCUCCCGCGCCGCUGCCGCCGCCGGGCCCGCCGCCGCCGCCCGCGCCGCCGUCCGCGCCGCCGUUCGCGCCGCCGUCCGCGCCGUCGCCCGCGCACGUCACGCUGCCGCAGCAGGAGACGCCCAUGCCCAAGACCAAGAUGAAGACCAUCAAUUGGAACAAGAUACCUGACAGCAAAGUAAUCGGCAAGAACAACAUCUGGUCUCUGGUCGCGUCCAGCCACAAGCACUCGCCCAAGGCCGAGCUAGACUGGAGCGAGAUCGAGGGACUCUUCUGUCAACAGAUCCAACCGACGGGCUCGGCAGGGUCGUCGCCGCGGCUGGGCCGGAGCCCCGUGUGCGACAGCUCGGGCGAGCGGCGCCCGCGCAAGGAGGCGUCCGAGAUCACGCUGCUCGACGGCAAGCGGAGUUUGAAUGUCUACAUCUUUUUGAAACAGUUCCGAAGUUCCAACGAAGAUAUCAUCCAACUCAUCCGCGAGGGUGCCCACGACGACAUCGGCGCGGAGAAACUCCGCGGCCUCCUCAAGAUCCUGCCCGAAAUAGACGAGUGCGAGAUGCUGAAGGCUUUCACGGGUGACGUCACCAAGCUAGGGAACGCUGAGAAGUUCCUGCUGCAACUGAUCCAGAUUCCCAACUAUAAAUUAAGGAUAGAAUGUAUGCUGCUGAAGGAAGAGUGGGUGUCGACCGCUGGAUACCUAGAGAGUGCCAUCAACGCUAUACUGGUGGCUGGGGAUGAUCUGAUGAACUCUAGAGCUUUACAGGAGGUGCUGUACAUAGCACUGAUCGCGGGCAACUUCCUGAACGCGGGCGGCUACGCGGGCGGCGCCGCCGGCGUCAAGCUGGGCUCGCUGCAGAAGCUCGCCGACAUCCGCGCCAACAAGCCCGGCAUGAACCUCAUGCACUACGUCGCCAUGCAAGCAGAAAGAAAGAACAAAGAGUUAAUCCACUUCGCGGACGACACCAGGGUUUUAGAGGAAGCGGCCAAAGCCAGCGUGGAGCAACUAUACAAUGAGAUCAAGACCCUCAGCCAGAGGAUCGGAGUCUUGAAGAAGGAGAUUCAGAUGCCGCUCACCCAGCAGGAUAUUAAGGAACAGAUGGGGGACUUCUUGCAGGUGGCAGAACAAGAGGUGUCAGCAUUGAACAAAGAUAUGGAAGAGGUGGAGAGUAUCAGGAAACAGCUGGCCGAAUUCUUCUGUGAAGACCCUGUUUCCUUCAAACUAGAGGAAUGCUUUAAGAUAUUCGUGACGUUCUGCAACAAGUUCAAGUCGGCGGUGGCGGACAACGAGCGGCGCCGCGCCAACGAGGAGCAGGCGGCCCAGCGCCGCCGCGCGAGAGACGCUGCUGCCGCACGCACGCGAGCCACUGGAGGCAGCGUAUGCACCACGCCAGUGUCGGAGUGCGAAUCUCUGAUGGAAUCACUGCUGCUAGACAUCAGGAACGGCCUCGGAAGGAGGUCCUUGAGGAGGCCCCACGACCCGUCACCAUCACCAGACGUGACGCCCACGGGCAGCCUUCGACGCCGCAGUCGCGCCAGCCCGGGAGCCGACGAAGACGGUCUACUGGAGUUCCUACGUCACAGCUCACCCGCCGACGCGCGGGAACGCAGCGCCUGGGGCAGCCUGGACCGGUCGUGGUCACGUCGCGGCGCAGCGCGUGCCAGACUAGAGAUCCCGGAGCGCGAGCGCGCGCCCUCCCCGCGCGCGGCCGAGCCGGCAUCCGACGCGCCCGACCCCGCGCCCGCCAAACCCAAAGAGUGGCGCCAGAAGAUCGAGUCGUGGCUCCGCGCCAACAGUCAAGAGGAGCGGCGAGAGGCCGAACUACGGGAGCGCGCGCGCAGGCUACAAGCCCAUCGGCGCUCUUUGGAAAACGACUCCGAGAGCGAGCGAAGUGCGACCCUGGACCCUCUGCCGGAAGCGCGCGGCGACUGGCGGCCCGCCGUGCUGCCUGAUAGUGACGUCGUGCGCGCGCUCGAGACUGUUGAAGAUGUGCAACCGCAAAACAAAGACCGCGUGCCGUGGCGAAAGACUGAAGAGAACGAAGAGAUGAGACGUCUUCGGCGGCAGCGCUCGCGACCGCAGCUCGACACACAAUCCUCGCUCGUCUCCAUCACAGAGGAAGAGAAACGCCGCCUACCCGACAUACAGGUCACCUCCGAAAAGGAGAGCCGCUUAGAACGAACUGACAGAGAAAUAGACGCUGACAAUAUUGAAACACCACCGGUACAAAGGAAGAUGUUCAACCCCCCACCAGAGAGGGAACCCUGCAGAAAGUUCCAGCCGUCCUUAUCCAAGUUUAACAUGAACGAUAAAGCGACAGCAGAAAUGAAGGAUCUCUGCCAGGAGAUAUUAGGAGACGGACAGUUUGACAGGUUCUCAGCUGCCAGAAGAACGAGGAGGUACAAACGAAAUACCGAUUCCAGUUCCCCAGAAGAUGAGAAGAAACCUGAGGUUCCAGUCACGGAAUUGGUAGCAGAAACGCAAGUGAUCAGACCCUCUAAGCUAGAAGUCCAAGCGUCAUAUGCAGUGGAGACUCCUCAAGAAGUAGCGAAGCCGAUAGAAGCGGUCGUCAAAGACGAAAAGGAGCACAGGCUCAAACGCUGGCAGGACCGACUCAAGAACCAAAGCACAUCCACACCGACCAAAGAAACUAAGCCUACGUAUUCCAGGUUGAGGCGGCAGACGUCUAUAAAUCAAGAAGACGUCCAGAAAGCGAUUAGGGAGCUGAAAUCUCCGACGGAGACCCCGACGGGAGUAUGGUCGAGGAACGCGUAUAGGAAAUCGACGAAUUCGAAGACCGAAAAGCCUACUGUGGAGAGAACGACGUCCCCGCGCAUGUCGAAGGUCAAAAGCGAGCACGAGCUCAACGACGAAGGCUUCGAGGAGACUCAAAGCCUCAACUCCGAAAGCGCGUCCCAAGGCGCGUCCUCCGGCUGCAACGUAGACUGCGACUCGCCCGUCCCCAAGCCGACGAAAACCCCCGACAUUCCAAAGAGAAUACCGACCAAAGACACCAAAACCCUUCCGCGGACGCCGUUGGACCCAAAGCGAGCCGUUCCUAAACGAACCAGCUCUCUAAGAGUUGAGCGGUCUACUUCAAGAGCUUCCUUGCGAAGUUCUAGAAGCUCAUUGAACAGUUCAGCAUCAGUGGCCACUGUGAAGCGUGCCCCUACCCCAGUGAAGCCCGCUCCAAAGCCUGUCCCGAAGCCAGUGUCCCGCAUGCCAGCGUCCCGCUCUUCCUCCUCAGGCAGCUCGGUGGGAGCGUCCCGACCUCCGCUGAAGACUGUCCCAAGGACUUCAGGUUUCAUGCGUCCCACCCAGGCUUCCAAAGGUCGCGGCGGUCUUAGCCCCCAACAGAUCAUACGGGCCAGUGUCAAGUAACCAAACUAAAUUUUUAUGUCAGGGUAAACCUUUGAGUAAGAUACUAGUGCCUUACGCUGUGAAUCCACUAGGCAAUACUUGACUUUGAAUCUGUUUUUUCAUUUCUUUUUGUUUAUAAUAACUGGCAACACAGUUCUAGUUGUUGUUGCCCAGUGGACACACAGCUUUAAUCUAAAAGUAUAGUUCGACUUUCAAAGUAUUGAAUUAACGUGUUUUGAAAAUCAAAUUGUACUAACGAAUCCAGUGUUCGAGUAUUUGUUUAAAAAUGUUACAUUUUUCGCAUGAAACGAGUAACCCUAUGUUUAGUAUAGCGUUAUCUCUUUCUGGCAAUGAUAAAGUAACAUAACAAGUAUAGCAAGGCACAGUUUAGUAAUAAAUAAAAAAAUAUAAAAUUAUUAACCAACAAAUAAUAAAAAAAUAUUAUUGGAAUCUUCAGAUGCAAAAGGCGAUAGAAUCUCAACACAAUCUGAAGUUUUCAAUGACUGAUUAUUAUAAUUUAAAUAAUAAUGUUUUCAUAGAUCUGCGUUAGUUUCGAAAAUUUUAAAAUAAGUUAUAUUUCAUUUUUAAUUUGACCCGUACGUUAUUAUUAUGAUUUAAAAUAAGUAAUAAAAAUAAAAUAAAAAUCACUACAUGUAUGUGCCACGAAUAAGUACGGGUAUUUUAAACAUUAUUUUAAAUCACCAGAUUUCUUACUUUAAUGGACGAGUGGUCCGGAUAUUAUUUAUUUUAAAAAGGUGCAAAAAUCCAGUUUAAACUGGUAGAAACCGGAUCGACAGUCUGUUAAGAAUCCCAGUUUAAUAUAAAGUCAUUAAUUUAAUAUUAUACCGUUUUAUUAAAGCUUGUAAGUAUUUUAUGUAAUUAAGACUAUGAUAAGUAUGUAUUUUAAAUAUAUUUUAAAACAAAGACGUAGAUAAUGAUCUGAUUUUUAUACGUAAUAGAGUCUAGAAUGGCUUUGAUAUUGAUCAAAAGGAUUGUGUCACAAAAUGCGAAGCAUACGCUCUAUAUUAUAAUUAAAUAAUACUGUCUUUAAGAUCCUUAACACCAAUGUUUUAUUGUAUGUGUUUACUAAACUAAAUACAAUAAAUUUAUAUACAUA
This is a messenger RNA of Ostrinia furnacalis (Asian corn borer), 5555 nucleotides long. It is a transcript of the gene form3, whose product is annotated as FH2 domain-containing protein formin 3. The transcript is spliced from 28 exons. Gene Ontology annotation, biological process: cellular component organization. The coding region runs from base 266 to 4459 and encodes 1397 amino acids. NCBI's taxonomy places the organism in Eukaryota, Metazoa, Arthropoda, Insecta, Lepidoptera, Crambidae. Gene Ontology annotation, molecular function: actin binding. The record is from RefSeq and is a predicted model, not a curated record.